This is a messenger RNA of Monopterus albus (swamp eel), 2158 nucleotides long. RefSeq names its product methyltransferase 9, His-X-His N1-histidine (gene mettl9). The transcript has 6 exons. The coding region runs from base 338 to 1333 and encodes 331 amino acids. Gene Ontology annotation, molecular function: protein-L-histidine N-pros-methyltransferase activity. Lineage: Eukaryota; Metazoa; Chordata; Actinopteri; Synbranchiformes; Synbranchidae. The record is from RefSeq and is a predicted model, not a curated record.
ACCCAACAUUAAAUGGCUGGAAAUUUGCAGAAUGAGCGUGACAUUGGCACUUGAAAUAUCUAAAGUAGACAGGGCUUGUGUGUAUAAUAUGAUCCACUCAUAGAGGGAUGAAGUUACACACUCCGGUGCAAUAGAAGGCGGGAUACAGCUUUUAAGUUAGUCUGUCUGCAUUUAACCUAGGAAGAAGAAGACUGCGGCAGCUGCUUACUCUGACCCACUGGGAGAAGUUGGAAAGAAGUGGAGGAAAGCGCAGACUGGACGGACGUGAGAGCCAACGGCUGAAUUAAGCGAACUGAAUUGAUAGAAGAGUUCACGAAAACUAACGCUACAUAGUUAGAUGCUAAGGUGUUUACAGCUGAGGACGCUGAUAUUCGUCGCGUGGGUGCUGGGUUACGUCGCCUUUCUGCUGUCCAUCAGAAGGAUGUGGACGUGGAGCUACGUCCGUAGCCCAGUCGCCCGUUUACUCUUUACGAGCGGGCUGAGCGAGAGGGGAGCGGCCUCGAUUGAUACGCAAGAGUGGUACCGAUGCUGUCCUGACUUGCUUGGAGAAUCAGUGCAGCCCAAGUUUAUCCAGAGCCACUUGGACUCGGGCACCAAGGCUUUUCUCAAGCAGAGUGUGGAGAAGUCUGGCUGCCUGUUCACCCAGCUGUACCACUCUUUUCUAUCAACAGUCCUGAGCCCUCUGGUCUCACGCACCUCUAUCAAUGGGUUUCUGGGGCGUGGCUCCAUGUUUGUAUUUUCUGCAGAGCAGUUCCAGCAGCUGCUCCGGAUUGGCCCGGAAUGGAAGGCUGAGAGACUGCUAGACCUUGGAGCUGGGGAUGGAGGUGUCACACAGGUGAUGAGAGGCCAUUUCAGAGAGGUCUAUGCAACUGAGGUCUCAUUACCCAUGAAAUGGCAUCUUCAGAGGAGGAAUUACAAAGUACUGGGUAUAGAUGAUUGGCAGCAGACUGGUUUCCAGUAUGAUGUGAUCAGCUGCCUGAACCUGCUAGAUCGUUGCGAUGAUCCUUUACAUCUCCUGUGGGACAUCAAGCGAUCACUAGUUCCCAACACAGGGAGACUCAUUCUAGCCGCUGUGCUCCCCUUCCAACCAUAUGUAGAAGUCGGAGCACAUUGGCAACAUCCCAAACAAAAUCUAGAAAUAAAAGGAAAAACAUGGGAAGAGCAAGUAACCAACCUGUCCAAUGAGGUAUUCCAAAGCAUGGGGUUUGAGGUGGAGGCUGUGACCCGGUUGCCAUACCUCUGUGAGGGGGACAUGUAUAAUGAUUACUAUGUUCUUGAUAAUGCAGUUUUUGUUCUCAGGGCCUCAGACAAUAGAGAAGAGUCUGCCCACUGAAUACCAAAUGUACUGUGGUACUGAGGUACUUAACUCCAGCUGCUCCUGGAGGGAUUUGUAAUGAAAUUUUCAUAAGGUCCAUUUAUAAAACAGUGUUGCUGACUUAGUCAGACAUGAAGCUCAGGUACUGUAGUAUAUUUAUCAGACAACUUGUGUGACAGUGAUCACCUUUUAAGCAAAAAAUAACUGAAUGGCAGUUUGCCUGUACUGAAAUGCCACUGUAGACUAAAUCUAGAUGUUUUAUAAAGUUUAUUUGUGGGAAAUGUUUACUGUUAGCCUUUCAUCAUUCUGUAAUAUUAGGUAGGAUCUUGGUUGAGGUUUUGUUGGAUUUGUGCUUUAAUUACCUUGUCUCUAAUGCAAAGCACCAAAGUAUAUGCAACCAUUUUAUUUAACUCAACUGAAUUGGGCACAUUGUUUUAAUAUAAUAUAAAUUUACUUGUUGUUAUUGAUAAUUUAAAAAAAAAAGUAUGAGGUAUUCGUAAAGUGGGCUUGUAUAAUUUAACAGUAGUUACAGUGGCCACAACUGACAAUUUUGGAAUAAUGUUUAAAGCUGCAUUAAUUGAUUGGAGGCCACUGGGGGGCAGUAUAGUACACUGUUAUAUAAUCAUGCAAUAAGAUUGCCAUGGCAACGUGUUGUCCACAAGCCUAAAGCAGACAUUUUGGAAGUGAUGUUUUAUUCUGAGGAACUCAAAAUAUUCAUAAUUAACACAUUAGACUUGGAUUCUAGGCAAUGAGAGCAGCAGAAGACUGACACAUGCAAACUGCUCUUUGGGCUGUCUCUCCUUAUCAGAUGGAGAUCCUGUCUCCAGAGACCCCAAACCCCCC